Molecule: messenger RNA, 851 nt
Organism: Caenorhabditis elegans
Lineage: Eukaryota; Metazoa; Nematoda; Chromadorea; Rhabditida; Rhabditidae
Gene: F28F8.9
Exons: 5
Coding region: 188-469 (93 amino acids)
Source: RefSeq, marked reviewed
UAUCCAAAAACUCAACUUAUACUUCAGUUUUCAGUUGAAAAUAUUGUUUUCUUUACCCAAAUCGAGAGAUUUCAGGUUUAAUAUUCGAAUUAACCGCUAAAAUUUGCUUGUGUAGAUUUACGCUAAACAAGGCUCCGGCGCAACAUUGGAGUGACGUCGGCAAAUUUCUUCAGCGAAAUUUUUUUUAAUGGAAAUAGAUGAAUUUUCUUGUCAACUUCUAAAAAAAAUGGCCCGCUACCUUCUCGGCGCCACAAUGUACGUGGAAGACGUGCUUCGAAGAGACGAUUGGAGUUUAGAAGAAACAGAAAAUGUGAAAAAAUACUUCAAAAAUGUGAAAAGCUUCAAAAUUCCGAAGAUUGAGAAACGAAAAGCCGAGGAAUUUGAUGAGCCAUGCAGAAAGAGAUCAAUUUGCAGUGCCGAGUCGAGAAGGAGAAGUUCGAAAAUGAUUUGCAGGCUGGCAUCCGAUUAAUGACACUAUUUGCAGGAUUUGAAGAAAUCGACGAAAAAGCGCUGGAAAGGCUCACAGAUUUGGCAAAACUUCGAAUAAUCACAUCAGCAAGACAGAUGGCGAUUGCUCAGCGGAGACGGAAAGAUGGCUUCGAAAUUCCUUUUAAAAGCCCCGUGGAAUGGACGUUGAAGCUACAAGGCGUUCAAAAAGUUCUCGACAUCAAAGAAUGGUAUGACGUCACGUAUUGGACGAGAUUUCGCGCAUUGAAGAUGCAAUUAAUCGACGAAAACGGAGACUUGAAGUCGCCGAAAAACCAGAACUAAUUCUAAUUUCAUGUGACAUAUUUAUUAACUUAUUUAUUGAUUUUCUUCUGUGAAUUUUGCAUAAAACUAGCCAAUUUCUC